This is a messenger RNA of Aspergillus terreus NIH2624, 609 nucleotides long. RefSeq lists its product as uncharacterized. The transcript has 3 exons. The record is from RefSeq and is a predicted model, not a curated record. The coding region runs from base 1 to 609 and encodes 202 amino acids. NCBI's taxonomy places the organism in Eukaryota, Fungi, Ascomycota, Eurotiomycetes, Eurotiales, Aspergillaceae.
AUGUUUCAUAUUCCAAGCAUUUACAGGAUACCACACACGUCUGACGCUGCAGUGCUGGACCAAUGCUUUUACCAAUUCAACUACCGCAGAGAACAAAAAUUCGAGUGUGGAAACAGCGAGAACCCCAACAACCAAGCUAUUCUCAAAGCAUACCUAGUUAAAAAGUGGUCUACGGCACGAGACAAAGCACUGGCGCCUAUUGCUGGCAUCUCCCUACGGGGACUGGACCCCAUCUGCUACAAGGCACCUAUGCACCUGCAGACCUAUCCCAGACCUUAUUCCACCUCUCGCGUUAGCACAGGAUGGGCUGAACCCUACCCUGACUGCACAGCGGCUCCUAUUGAUCCUAGGGUCUCUAAGCCUACUAUCAGACCUUCUUCUGACCCUGAGCAUAUACUUAUAAACAGUAACAACGAUGAGGAAGAAGACAACGGCUCUGGUAAUAACGGAGAGAGCUGGAAAUAUAACGAAGAUAUCGAGGAAGGUCUUAACGACCCGUUGAUCCUGACUGCAGAUGAUGAGGAUCGACUCCCUGCAAACGGGGGUCAGGGCCCGCAGACGAUCUUUAUUAUAGGCACCAGCCCUGACCGAUAUCUGUAUCUGUACUAA